GGAUGACAUAACACUGCGGAGAACAGGCCUGGAUGAGCCUAUCAGGACGGAUCAACUUCCUCACGAUGCUACAUCGUCAAGCAGACUGGCGGAUUGUUUUUAUGCGACGGCGGUCCUGAAAUUUGGGCGUGAGGUAUGUUGCAUUUGUGACGAUCGACGAUAACGUGGUAGACAGAGAGGACCCCAUCUUCAGGAUGUGCGACAAUUUUUGGGAGCCACUAGCCGAGAUCUACAUCGCGGAUCGCGAGGCCUCCCAUCCUGAUGAUUAUAUUUACUGUCUUUGUAGCAGAGUAUUUAUCCGGAAUCCUGAAGUUUAUACUGUCUUAGCUUCAGAAGAUGCCAGUGAAGGAGAAGAUGCAGAUGGGGAUUAUGUGGGAGAGAUGCUAGAUCUUUGUAAAGGAUCUGGAGUAGAAACACAAUCUCUUGAAAAGCAUGAUGAAGAGCCAGUAAGCUGUUAUUGCAGUGCUUCUCAUACAGAUAACAAUUAUUCUACGGACGAACAUGACUCUGUACGCGAUUCGGCUCAUUGGCCCACUGCACAUUCCUUGACCCAGAAAUUAGGUCUGCAUCAGUCUGAUUCUGGUGCAGACUUAUCUGAAUAUCAUGAUCAGCAUGAAGCAAAAAGUAUACAAAAUCUUGUAGCAUCUUAUGGAAAAACUUUCCAAACUAUAGAAACUGAAGUUGAAAAUAAUGAUGAAAAUGUGGAUAUGUUGACUGAGUAUGAACAUGUAUUAGGUGAUAAGGAAUCAAUGGUACAAAAUUUAUCAGAUAGUACCACUAUAUUAAAUACAAAAGGACACAACAAAGAUCUCAUUAUACAAUAUGAUUGUAACUCUUACGCUUAUCCCUAUUCUGCAGAUUAUGGCAGUAAUAAGAAUGCAAUGGAUGUAGCAUGGGACAAGUUUUGGGCUAAACAUGGAGAGCAAUUAAUUUGGGCAUCCUGGAUCGAAAAAUACGCUGAUUAUAUCAAUCCUGAGUAUUUUCAAAAUAAUGCACGCACAACAGAAGACGAAAAGUCGCAGGAUGCAGAGAUUAAUGAAGUAGCCAUAGAAAGAUAUUAUGAGCAAAAUACAUGUUUCCCAUCACAAGCGCAUAAAAAUUGCGAACUUGUACGUUCUAACUUUGCAGGAAUUUUCAAUAAGAGUUAUUCGAGCGACAGCGAAUUAAAACCAGCAGCCAUAUCUUCUUCGAAUACUAGCUUUUCAUUUGAACAAGUAAGUAGGCAAGAAGUUCAUGACAAAGAUGCAGAUGAAAAUAGGAAAAAAAUCCUCAAUUUCGAGAUAUCACCGGAAGAUGGCGAUGGUUGGAAUCCGUUAAGCCCACUUAGUAUAGAAGAAAAUUAUAAUCAUCAUUCUAAUGCAGAAGAUGAAAGGUUACUAAUGAGAUGUGACUCCGUUAAUGGCUCAAUAACGAAAACGAACGCAACUUCCGAUUCCAUGACUAACGUUACUAAAAUGACGUUAACUAGUUCCAGUUGUGAUUCCAAUUCCGUUCAUUCGUCUAGUCUCGUUACUUCCGUUACAAGUUCCAUAGAAAGCAGCAUGACUAGUAGUUCCGAUCAAGAAAACGAAUUUUCAGUGGAAGACAACGACAAACAUUGGCAGCAUUUAUGGAAGGAGAAUUUUGAGACGCAAUAUCAAAAACAGUACGAAUUGUUCAUAGCUAAUUAUAAAAAAGAGCACAACAUAGACUAUAAUCAAUUAGAUUUUAACACAUUGAAUGAGCCAUGUGGUAAUUCAUUGAAUGAACAAUGUGAUAAUUCGUUCUUACUUCGACAAGACGAGAUGGCGCUGCAAUGUCAACAGGACAGACAUAGCGAAGAUCCUUUAGAGAUUCACACCCACGUGAAUAAAAAAAACGAGAACACGGAUACUGUACAAACUUACUUACUUACACCAAAUAAAGUAAGUGUCGGAAAUAAAAACUCGCGAAAGGGCAGCAGCGUAUCAGUGAAUUCAAAAUCCAAGAGCACAGAGAAACAUAGAACACAAAGACUGAUUAUGGAUUCAGUGGGUGUGCUUAUGAAGAAUUUAACAAUAAGGGUAGAAGAGAAUAAGUCGACUGAUGUUGUUGAGGAAGAAGAAAUGCAUGAAAAAUCACAACAGAUUCAUACUCAAGAUUCGAUAAUUACUGAAAGCAAAAUGGAAAUAAUUGAUUCCAAUAGUGAUUUUAACAAUAGUCGUCAACAAAAGUCUUCUGAUGGAGGAGAUGAAUUUUACGAAGAGGUUCAAGAAAUUUAUAGACAAAGUUACAAAGCUGAUUGUAAUGAUAAUGAAGAUGGUUUAGAAACUGUGAAAAAAGCCUUUUCAUUAAUGGGUUAUGCCAAUUUAAUCGAGAAUGAAAGCCAAAGAAAAUUGCAAGGCGAAGUUGUUUAUCGGAAACGUAAUAUUAGACGGCAAAGUUUCCAAUUAAUGGCGGAAUUAAAACGGUUAAAAACUAAAUAUAAAUGUACUCUUGAUGAUGCAGAAACACUCGUCAGAUAUACAAAUAAGACAAACAAGUAUUUGUCUUGUGAUCCAGCAUCAAUACCAGCAGAAAUCGAUGUGCAAUCUAAUGAUAAAGGUUCCUACACAAAGGUACAAUCUGCUCUUACGUCGAGUUCGGAUGAUGAAGAUAGCAUAAAGAUGAUGCAAAGGAAAAAAAGAAGGAAGCAGUUCAAAAGGUUAAAUAAAAUCAUUCCGAGAGAGAUAGCCAAUGAUUAUAGGUUAAGGAAAUAUUACUUCAAACGAUUUGGUCUCUUCAGCAGAUAUGAAGAUGGAAUUAAGUUAGAUCGAGAGAGUUGGUUUUCUGUAACACCAGAGGAAAUAGCAAAGGAUAUAGCAGAAAGAUGUAGAUGCGAUACUAUUAUUGAUGCAUUUUGUGGUGCAGGCAGCAAUGCCAUUCAGUUUGCAUUUACAUGUGAAAGAGUAAUUGCCAUAGACAUCGAUCCUAAUAAAAUUAAGAUCGCUCGGCAUAAUGCAGGAAUUUAUGGUGUAGAUGAUAGGAUAGAAUUUAUUAUUGGAGAUUUCCUGCAAUUAGCACCACAGUUGGUUGCAGAUGUCGUGUUUUUGAGUCCGCCAUGGGGCGGUCCUGAUUAUAUAAAGAGAAAAGUAUUUGAUCUCGAAAGUAUUAUGCCUCCCAUUGGUGGAAGAAGUAUAUUCGAAGCAGCAAGAAGAAUCACUCAACAUGUGGCCUAUUAUCUUCCUAGAAAUUCAGACCCUCUGCAGAUUAUAAUGUUAACUGAAAAAUAUGACAAAGUGGAAAUUCAACAAAACAUGUUCAAUGGGAAGUUUACUGCUUGUACAGCUUACUAUGGUGAAUUGGCCAAGACGUAAUUUAAGUGAUGAAAUAAGAAAUAUUUUAGUUCACAUUUUUUCAGUUAUUUCGACUUGCUUAUC
Messenger RNA from Atta colombica, 3377 nucleotides. RefSeq names its product trimethylguanosine synthase (gene Tgs1). The record is from RefSeq and is a predicted model, not a curated record. Gene Ontology annotation, cellular component: nucleus. The coding region runs from base 195 to 3314 and encodes 1039 amino acids. The transcript is spliced from 10 exons. Gene Ontology annotation, biological process: 7-methylguanosine cap hypermethylation; 7-methylguanosine RNA capping. NCBI's taxonomy places the organism in Eukaryota, Metazoa, Arthropoda, Insecta, Hymenoptera, Formicidae. Gene Ontology annotation, molecular function: RNA cap trimethylguanosine synthase activity.